Messenger RNA from Cydia pomonella (codling moth), 4559 nucleotides. RefSeq names its product peroxidase (gene cysu). Gene Ontology annotation, molecular function: peroxidase activity; heme binding. The record is from RefSeq and is a predicted model, not a curated record. The transcript has 14 exons. Gene Ontology annotation, biological process: response to oxidative stress. Bases 712 to 2982 code for a protein of 756 amino acids. NCBI's taxonomy places the organism in Eukaryota, Metazoa, Arthropoda, Insecta, Lepidoptera, Tortricidae.
ACCCACUUGAUAGGGUCUUACCACCACGUCAGAUUUUAGUAUUAUUUACAUGCAUUUUUUUACCGGUUCCAUUAAAUAUUUUUGAUAACGGUUUUAGAUUUAGGUUGAAAUAAUUUUUCAGUGGCUUAUGAUGCACUUUCACUAUUAUUAAAUUCAUUAUAUAAGUACAUUAUAUAUUAUGUUAAACUAGCGACCCACCCGGCUUCGCACGGAUUACACAAAACCUUAACAAAUUAGACAUCCAAACCUUCUUCAAGUAUCACUAUAUUGAUAGAUGAAAAUUGCAUGAAAAUCCGUUCAGUAGUUUUGAGUUUAUCGCGAAUAUACAUACAAACGUACAAAUAAACGCGGCGGGGGACUUUGUUUUAUAAGGCGUAGUGAUUAGUUAGCAAGGAAGCUAUGUUAACAUAAGUAACAAAAGCUUGCCUAACCGUACCGCUCUUCCAUCGUCUUUCAGCGCCAGUGAAGGUCGAGCGCUUAGCUUCCAAAACGUCACAAACGGAAGCAAUCGAGGGUUGGAGCUCGCCGGCUGGGGGUCGCGACUUUCACGAGCCUUCCACGCGCGCCGAGGGACCGACUCGCUCAGUGCUGUGACCGGCGCACCGCACGAAGCACGAACCGCGAAAUAAUAUAACAAAUUAAAAUAUUUUUGAAUUUGUUUUGUGAACUGGAGUGAUCUAUGCCAGAUAAGAUAGUGUUGUGCUCAAGAUAAUGUGGCAAGUGUGGGAUACGAGAAUGAUAACAAGGGCGCUAUUUUUAGCGCUAUGCUACGCUCACGCAUCGGCGCUGACGCCGCUCUCGGCGGCGGCGGACGACAACGAGUGCGCGCUGUACCUGUCCGGGCCGGGACGCACCUCCGCCUUCGACUACAGCCUCAACCUGCUACGAGGAAACUUCGGCUACGAGGGUCAACACACGUGCAUUACCUAUGAAGCUGUUAACCAAGCCUACUUGGACGCACGGAAACGAAUUUUGGUCGCUCAACCUAAAGGCGACUGGAAGCCAGAGGACUUCGCCAGUGUGGGCGAGCUCAUACUUGACAUUUCCAUCAGUUUGGCGCGAACAUACGGUCUAACAUACGAAGAGAUCGAAAAAGGCCUGCCUCUCAUCGAUACGUCGAGGACGCUUAUUCGAGAAGUGUGCCCUCCGGUGUUCUCCCACGUAGAGUGCCGUGCCGGAAAAUACCGGCGGCUGGACGGACUCUGCAACAACUUAGAGCACCCCACGUGGGGCGCCACCAAUGCGCCUUUCCAGAGACUAAUCGGUCCGCUAUUCUCCGACGGCAUCAACUCUCCUCGUAUUUCGCACACGGGUCGCGACUUACCACUAUCUCGGGUGGUCUCACGCACCAUGCACCCUGAUGAAGGCUUCCACGACCAUGCUGGCACCGUCAUGGUCAUCGCCUGGGGCCAGUUCAUGGAUCACGACUACACGCUCACUGGCACGCCUUUAGACCCCUUGAACCGUAACGACCCCGAGGAAUGCUGCAAGCGACCCCCGCACCUGAAGCACCCGUACUGCAACGAGAUCCGCAUCCCUGAUGACGACUACUUCUACCGGCUGUUCGGCGUGAAGUGCAUCGACUUCGUGAGGGCCUUCCCGUCGCCGAGACCUGGCUGCCGUCUGGGCUCUCGAGUCCCUUUCAACACUCUGACCGGCGCUAUUGACGGUAACACUGUCUACGGAGUCACUGAUAAAUUCUCCAGGAAACUACGUACCGGCUAUGGUGGUCUACUACGCAUGAACCCUGUCUUCACGGAGUAUGGUUUGAAGGAUCUCCUGCCUUUGAAACUUGAUAUCCCCGAUGAAGGUUGCACCAGGCCCAACAAGAAUAUGUACUGCUUUGAGGCUGGUGAAAUUCGAGUUAACGAGCAACUGGUUUUGACUGUAAUGCACACCCUCAUGGCUCGAGAGCACAACCGCGUGGCGAAGGGCUUGGCCGAAGUGAACCCUCACUGGGAUGACGAGACCCUCUUCCAGGAGGCCCGGCGAAUCAACAUUGCCGAAAUCCAGCACAUCAGUUACAACGAAUUCUUGCCUAUCCUGCUCGGAAAGGAUGUUAUGGAAAAAUUCGGAUUAGUUCUGGAGAAAGAAGGCUACUGGGAUGGAUAUGAUAAAACGGUGAACCCUGACGUCAUAGAUUCCUUCGCCUCAGCCGCGUAUCGGUUCGGACAUUCACUAUUGCCCACAGCUGUCGAGAGAUGGUCCAAGGCUCACAAGUUUAUCGCUUCCAAGAGACUGUCCGAUCUGAUUCGAAGACCUUACGAUCUCUACAGAGCAGGAGUGCUUGAUGAAUACGUCAUGGGCCUCAUGAAUCAAGUAGCGCAAGCUAUGGACGACUCUAUCACGCAAGAAGUCACCAACCAUCUCUUCAAGAAGGUUGGCGCUCGCUUUGGAAUGGACUUGGUAUCAUUCAACAUGCAAAGAGGCCGAGAAUUUGGCAUUCCUGGAUACAUGGAAUUCAGAAAGUUCUGCGGUCUUGGUGGAGCCGAAACUUUCGAAGAACUUCACGGGUCUAUGCCUAACCAAACUGUAAACAAAUACGGACAAAUCUUUGAGCAUCCUGUGGAUAUUGAUCUGUGGUCAGGGGGAGUGUCAGAAAGACCGUUGCCUGGUUCCAUGUUAGGGCCUACUUUCGCUUGUAUUAUUGCGACCCAGUUCUCAUACUCGAGAAGAGGAGAUCGAUUUUGGUUCGAAUUGCCAAACCAGCCGUCGUCGUUCACCCCGGAACAGCUGACGGAGAUCAGAAAGUCGCGACUUGCGCGCGUCAUUUGCGACAACACGGACAUUAUUGACACUGUUCAGCUCUACCCCAUGGUAUUGGCGGACCAUGAACUAAAUCCGCGAGUACCGUGCCGAAGUGGCAUCAUGCCCUCAAUGGACUUCACGAAGUGGGCGGAGCCCGCGCCCUCGCCCUUCCACGGCGCCGCUAAACAGUUUGUGAGUAGCUUCUCGCACAACCCGUUCUUUGGCAAGAAGUAGUCUCAAGCACCAAGUAUUAACUAGAGUAUUUAUGGUCCUUUAAUUCAUUAUUGCAACUUAAAGUUACAACCCCUAUAUUAUUGACCAUCAUCCUUCAUUUCAGUUAGGUACUUCAUUAUUUAACGUCAACUGAUAUAGGCAACUGCCUAAACAUAACAGGUACGCUAAACGUAAUAUAAUUUUGUUUCCUCGAAUAUUGAGUCGGUGCCGUAUUAUAUAUAAGGGUUUGAAAAAAAAUAUUGAUGAAGAUGAAUGAAGAUUAAAACGGACUCUAAAGUUGCGGCAAUGAAUUGAAGGACCAUGUUGUAAUAGUCAUCACGUAACCAGUCUGUUGUUAAGUAGACACGGUCAUAGACACACACAUAUCAGAUCACAUAUUCGCUGUAAAAACUUUUCCAAAUGAUCAUAGUGGUUAUGUUGUUUUGUGUUUAAGUAUCCAAAUAUUUAUAGAAGAAAUUAGUUAUGUAAAAGGUUGAUCCACAACAGCUUGACUAUAAUUGACGUAAAUAAAUAAUUAAUUAUAGGGAUUACCUGCCCACUAGGUCUAGACAGUUUCAAACAGUUUAAUAUACAUUAAGUAUAAAGGAUGACACACGCUAGACCGGACCGUGCCCGGGCCGAGGCAUCUGCAUUCGUAGCCAACGUGCCUAUCGUUUACGCUCAGUGAUAGAGAGAGAUGACUACGAUACGCAAUGCUGGCUACGCGGCCUGACACGUCAUUUUCUAUGACAGCUGGGGGCCUACCGCGAAAAUCGAAAUUCGCAAAAUGCGGGGAUCUUUCUCUUUUACUCUCACUAAGACGUAAGUAAUUAGAGUGACAGAGAAAAAUGCCCGCAAUUGACGAACUUCGAUUUUCGCGGUUAUAGCCCUGAUCGGUGAUCACGAGGUGCUUUCUAUAGAAAAUGAAGCGCCGGAAGCUCCGGUCCGGCCCCGGCCCAGUAUAGCGUGAGUCAACCUUUAGCCAAUGUUUUUUCCGACAAUUUAAUACCUAUCAUUUACGUUUCUGACCUAGAGGGUUAAGAGGGUUUAUAACUGCACUAAGUAUAUUUUUACAAAAACUUUUGAAGUCAUAGCUAUAUCACCACAAUUUCCCAUAGAUUUAGUACCUACAACAGCUUACGCAAUUAUGUUCACAUUGAGACAACUUAUUUAUACGUAGAAUAGUUAACGUGUACAAAAUUAAUUAAGGGGCGCAAAGCCAAACGCUUGAAUGCCAUAUUUUUAUAGAUGAAAUAUAAUUCAUAAUAAAACAUACCAAUUGUUAUACUUAUUAUGUAACUCCGAUUCAUAUGUUGUAAGUCGGGUUAUCUGAGAUAAUAAAAUUAGAAGAUGAAAUAAUAUAUGUAGGUAGUAUAUGAAUAUAUAUUGCAAAUCAAUGCUGUUAAUUUAAACAUGCAAAAUGAUAAUUGAUGACAUGAAACAAACAGGUUUUAUAUAUGCAUGUAGAAGAAAAAUAUAAAUAUUUUACCGACAGUACCUACAUAAAUAUAUAUUUAUUUUAUUCAUUUAUCUAUAGGUAGGUGGUUGUUUACCUAAGUCAAAUAUGUUUCUGUGAUUCACCUACUAUCCGAUAUUUU